AGCGCAGGAGGACGAGCUCGAGGAACGAGGACCCCGGAGGACCGCAGGCCCUAGGAUGACGUCGAAGGUCCUGAUGAAGCUGCCUACGGUGCCGUUCUCGCAGGGGAAGAAGGCGCCGGCCGCGGACCUGGUGGCCCCGGGCAGGGGCGAGGCACCCCUGCCGACGAGGCCCCGGACCGUCAACGGCGACCGCGCCGCCCAGCUGGAGCAGAACGUCAAGUUCCUGCAGGAGCAGCACCAGACCACCCUGGCCGCUCUGCACCGGGAGGUCGAGACCCUGAGACAGAGGAACAGAGAGCUGCAGUUUCAGCUGGUCUUCUCAAAGGGCACAGUUUGCGUGCCGAGCAGUCCUUCCUCUCCAGAAGAUGGGAGCGCUGGGUUCGCCAAACCGAAGGGAAGCCCGGUAUGCGUCAACGUCGCUCCCCUCCAGGUCGAGCUUCUGGAAAAGGACUUGCAGGAUGUCAAGGUGUCGCUCCAGGAGGCGAAAACGCACAAUCGAUACCUGUCGGAGAUCAUCGAACGGCAAAAGAAGAAGCUGAGCGAAGCAGCCGAACGCGAGGAAAAAUUGACGACGGCAGAUGCAGCGGUGCAGGUGGACGAUAGCUGCGAUUCCGCGCAGGCCGACCUGGCCGCCCGGCUGGAGGACGCGGAGGCAAUCGUCAAGUGGCUGCGCCGGGAGAACAAAGACCAGCGGAAGGAGCUGGCGAGCCUGCGGACGGGUUCGACGAGCAGCGGAGGCGGCGGCAGUGGCGGCGGAAGGAGUCGCGGCUCCGGCAACGGACACUACGGUCGAGGGUCGGCAGCGAGCGGCGGGAACGCAGCAGGAAGCGGCGGGAACGCAGCGGGGAGCGGCGGUCAGGAGCAGCAGGGCUCGCACAAGUUCCCGCCACUGCAGACACAGAGCUUCUGGCACCGUGGGACCAGGGGAGGCAACCACAGGUCGUCCCUGCACAGCGUAGGUACCAUGCCCUGCCUCGGGCACGGGACUGACGGGGUUGUUCUCGCGUUGCGCAGUGUCGACCACCACUCGGAGUUUCCUCGGAGCGGGAAGGGUCGCCGGGAGAGGCACGACGGCGAGACGGAAGUCGACGGGACGGUGCUGCCACACCUCGGCGAGAUCUACUACGUGCCCGAGGGCGCCGGCUACCCCCCGGCCCACCCCUCCCGGGGAAACCACACAGGUCGCAAUUUCUACCGAGAAGGCGGUGCGCGAAAGUACCGCGGCCAGAGGGCGCAGCGCGACCGCGACUACCGCGACUACCGUCGAGACGUCCCCAAAGACGCCCCCAAGGACGCCGACGUCAAGGACCGUCGCAAGCCACACGACGCACCAGAUGGUUCCAGGGAACCCAACACCGCCUGCCGGAAGCAGUAA
Orussus abietinus is the source of this 1375-nucleotide messenger RNA. RefSeq names its product keratin, type II cytoskeletal 1-like. NCBI's taxonomy places the organism in Eukaryota, Metazoa, Arthropoda, Insecta, Hymenoptera, Orussidae. The record is from RefSeq and is a predicted model, not a curated record. Bases 56 to 1375 code for a protein of 439 amino acids. The transcript has 6 exons.